This is a messenger RNA of Pochonia chlamydosporia 170, 1452 nucleotides long. RefSeq lists its product as hypothetical. The record is from RefSeq and is a predicted model, not a curated record. The coding region runs from base 1 to 1452 and encodes 483 amino acids. The transcript has a single exon. NCBI's taxonomy places the organism in Eukaryota, Fungi, Ascomycota, Sordariomycetes, Hypocreales, Clavicipitaceae.
AUGGAUGGGACAAGUACGAAAACAACCAACGGCUUAGGCCUUGCUCAGAACCCAUCUGCCUCGUCAGAUCAAGAUCACUCCGUCUCGACGCUGCCGGAAUUCAGCGCCGGGUGUGCUGAUGACACCAGGUCAUCGAUAUCAUCGGACAAGAGUGACUCCAAACCACCCAGAAGCGCAAUGCGACGGACAUCAAGUAUUCCGAAAAUCCCACAAAGUCCGCGACGAGUGCGGUUCGAUUUCAUGGGCGAAGAAGUGCUACCAACAACGUCUCCUCAACCCAGCGCAUUUAUUUCUGCCCGCAUUCCUUCACCCGAUCCUUUGGGUGACGAAACAAAUUGCGCUUCACACCUUGCCACAGAGCCUGGAGAAGAAGAGGAGGAGGAGCAAGCACCGCCACGCAAGGUCUCAUCAUCCGAUGCAUUGCGAGCCCUGUCCAGGGCGCCUCUAGAAGAAGAUGGAACCGUUUGGACAGUGGUCAAUUCAGACCAGGAAGAGUCUCCGUUGGAUCAGCCGUCCCAUACGUUGGAAGGCAAAGAGUCGGUUGGGGCUGAGGCAGCUUCAACCACACCAAACAUUGAAGUCACAAGAAUGACGAACGACUUGGAAUCUGCACCGACAGCCACUAAUUUUGAGUCAAGUUAUAGCUCCUCCACUGUCGGCAACUUCAAAGGCGACUUGCCUAAUUCUGAAGAGGACUCUUCAGAGGACGACUUUCUCGCCAUGGCAAAACCCAAAACACCUGCAUCGUCGGAGUCUCGAGCUCAAGCAUUACUUUCUCCUACUAAAUCAGCCAAACCAGCAUCUCCAGUACAGUCGGGCGAGCAGAGCCCUGCAUCACCGAGGAGCAAAAAAUCACCUGGCAGCUACCGCGGCAUUGAGGGUACGCAAAAAGUACCCGCCACGAUAGACGAUGACGGUGACUUGUUUCACUUUGAAGAAGAGGGACUCCAACUACCAGAACAUCCCCGCCCGACUCAACCGCCUAUCAACCAGAAGGAGCAAGAUGAUGAGCACUCUGACCAUGAAGAUUCAAACGGAACACCCACCCCCCAGCCGCUCAGCCUCUAUGCCACGUCUCCAGCAGUUCCGAUCACGAAACUAGCUGAUCGAGAACGCGAGCCAGACCCUCCAACUCCUUCUAGGGCUAAAUUUGAACCCAACACCGUCGGGUCUUAUAAGGGUCGGCCGCUGACGAUGCCCAUCAUCCGAAACCCUCAGAUACUGUCCCAGCUGGAGUCAGGCCAAGCAGUCAACGAAGUUGUGGGCAGCGUUCAUCAUCGGGGCCCCGGGGACGAUUUCAAUCCCCUCAGCUUACAGGAGACUAGUGAGCAAAUCAUGGCCUUUAGCGCCUCAAGAAGCUUCAGCGAGCGGCUCAUGAUGGAGGAUAUGAUGGAGGCAGCAAAAGCAAGAUCCACGGAGUCUGGAAAUGCUCCAACAUUACGCGGACAGUGA